CCUCGGCCUGCGGAGCCCCUCUCCCUACCUGGACCCCGACCCCACCUUUGGAAGUUAACUGAAGUCUCGUGCAAAUGCCCUAGGGCUGUGCUGUUGGGAGGGGCACAGCCCCUUGGGAUGCGGAACACCACGCUCAGAUUCAUCAGUUCGAGCUGCCUGAGGCCCUGCCGCCCAGGGGACCAUGUUUAACGGGGAGCCGGGUCCGGCUUCGGCCGCGGCCUCCAGGAACGUGGUACGGAGCUCCAGCAUCAGCGGCGAAAUCUGCGGAGCCCAGCAGGCUGGGGGCGGGGCCGGGACCACCACCGCCAAGAAGCGGCGCAGCAGCCUCGGCGCCAAGAUGGUGGCCAUCGUGGGCCUGACCCAGUGGAGCAAGAGCACGCUCCAGCUCCCCCAGGCUGAAGCGACCACCAAGAAGCUGCGCAGCAACAUCCGGCGGAGCACAGAGACGGGCAUUGCAGUGGAGAUGCGGAGUCGGGUCACACGCCAGGGCAGCCGGGAGUCCACCGACGGGAGCACCAACAGCAACAGCUCGGACGGCACGUUUAUCUUCCCUACCACCCGGCUCGGGGCCGAGAGCCAGUUCAGUGAUUUUCUGGAUGGGCUGGGACCAGCCCAGAUCGUGGGGCGACAGACACUGGCAACACCACCGAUGGGGGACGUGCAUAUUGCCAUUAUGGACCGGAGAGGCCAGCUGGAGGUGGAAGUGAUUGAGGCUAGAGGCCUGACCCCCAAACCAGGCUCCAAAUCCCUCCCAGCCACCUAUAUCAAGGUUUACCUGCUUGAGAAUGGGGCCUGCUUGGCCAAGAAGAAGACAAAGGUGGCCAAGAAGAUCCGUGACCCCCUGUACCAGCAGGCUCUGCUCUUUGACGAGGGGCCCCAGGGUAAGGUGCUGCAGGUGAUUGUCUGGGGAGACUAUGGCCGUAUGGACCACAAGUGCUUCAUGGGCAUGGCCCAGAUCAUGCUGGAUGAGCUGGACCUGAGUGCCGCGGUCACUGGCUGGUACAAACUCUUCCCCACCUCCUCAGUGGCCGAUUCCACGCUUGGAUCCCUCACCAGGCGGCUGUCUCAGUCCUCUCUGGAGAGUGCCACCAGCCCCUCAUGCUCCUAAGGACCUCAGGAAGAGGGGCCGGGAUGGUGGCGUGGGAAGGGGUGCCGGCUGGCCCCCCACCUUCUCCCCUGUACAUAGUCUUUGUCUCUACCUGGACCCCGUGCCCUGCUGCAUGCCUGUUGGCUACUGGGCUUGUCCCGGCUGGCAGUAGAGACUAGCGUGUGUGCGUGUGUGUUUGUGUGUGUGUGUAUAGUCUGUGUAUGUGUGUGACCACGUUUAUAUAUGUUCACCUGUCUGGGUGUGGUCAGUCCCUGUGACUACGUGGGCUGAAAUCCAUGUCUGUUUGUAUCUUGUUGAAAAGAAACCCAAAGG
Messenger RNA from Trichechus manatus latirostris (Florida manatee), 1420 nucleotides. It is a transcript of the gene RIMS3, whose product is annotated as regulating synaptic membrane exocytosis 3. Gene Ontology annotation, molecular function: transmembrane transporter binding; small GTPase binding. The record is from RefSeq and is a predicted model, not a curated record. Bases 182 to 1108 code for a protein of 308 amino acids. Gene Ontology annotation, cellular component: presynaptic membrane; cytoskeleton of presynaptic active zone. Gene Ontology annotation, biological process: regulation of synaptic plasticity; positive regulation of synaptic transmission; regulation of membrane potential. Lineage: Eukaryota; Metazoa; Chordata; Mammalia; Sirenia; Trichechidae. The transcript has 8 exons.